Molecule: messenger RNA, 1147 nt
Organism: Tigriopus californicus
Lineage: Eukaryota; Metazoa; Arthropoda; Copepoda; Harpacticoida; Harpacticidae
Product: mpv17-like protein
Exons: 1
Coding region: 149-808 (219 amino acids)
Cellular component (GO): membrane; cytoplasm
Source: RefSeq, a predicted model, not a curated record
CAGAUACUACUGAUCAAGAAGACUCCGAAGCCGAGAAUAAAGAUUAAAGCCCUGUCCGUUAUAGAAAUGCAAUAUGUACCAUAAAAGUCUAUUUUUCUUACGUUUGUUUCUUUCUAGUCGAGCAUGAUUGAAUCUUGAUCAGUCCGUCAUGUCCGCCUCUUUGCCCAAGAUUUGGCGACGAGUCGCCCGUGGGAUUCGCAAUCUAAGUAGUUGGCCGCACGCCCAGUUCAAACCGCCCCGAUUGGAGCGCAGCGUGCGCGAUUCGAUGGCCAACUUUUGGCGUCGCCACCCCGUGAUGAUCAACAGCUUGACAUUUGGCGGUUUGUACGUGGGGGCGGAGUUUACCCAACAAGUCAUUCAGAACCAAUUCAAGCAUCGCCGUAAUCCGGAUCACGUUCACGGGAUUGAUCGCGAGUCUUUGCAACGCUAUGCCAUUUUGGGUUGCGUGAUCUACCCUCCCAUCGUGCAUUUCUGGUAUCAAUGGCUGGAUGGACGUUUUGCGGGUCGAUCACGGGCGGUCGUGAUUCGGAAAGUGCUCUUGGACCAGUUUGUUCUCGGACCGCCCUCUUUGUUUCUGUUCUUCACGGUAUUAAGUCUACUGGAAGGACAGGAAGAUGUCUUGGCCGAAGUCAAGAAGAAAUACCUGCCCACUUUUGUCCUGGAAUCCUUAUUUUGGAUCCCGGCCCAAGCCGUGAAUUUUGCAUUGAUCCCGGCCCGAUUUCGGGUGAUAUUCCUCAGUAUUAUUAGCUUCACGUGGCUGAAUAUCCUGUGCAUUAUCAAGAGCAUUGAAGAGUACACGGACAUGUGAUGUCGUCAAUUUGUGAUAUUUGACUACGUCUUGAAAAGUGGACAUGGCUCAUUUUUUUUUGUUUUUGUAACCGAAGUACGUUCCCAAAUGUCAGUGUUAGCUGAGGUGACAACAUUUUUUCUGUUGGCUGAUAAUUGAAGCGCAGAACAACAUGACCUGACUCUUUGAUUUAGAGAAGACACUAAUCGGGUGGUUUGAAAUUACCAAAGAAAUCCUUCGCAUCACCCUGACUGAUGUCCACUUUCUUGACGUUCUGAUUUGUAGUCAUUCCUCGCUCAAGCUCUGUCAUAUUAAAUCAUUUUGGAUGGGGUUGAAUUAAAAAACGAGCACUUUCAGGUA